This is a messenger RNA of Gadus morhua (Atlantic cod), 2764 nucleotides long. RefSeq names its product zinc finger protein 431-like. The record is from RefSeq and is a predicted model, not a curated record. Bases 87 to 1919 code for a protein of 610 amino acids. NCBI's taxonomy places the organism in Eukaryota, Metazoa, Chordata, Actinopteri, Gadiformes, Gadidae. The transcript has a single exon.
ACGACGGCAAUGAAUUCAGAGACUGCAGCACGCAGCGCGGCGACACCUCAGAGAGUCUGCGUGUGGACGCCCCUGGCUCCGCCCACAUGGCCAGUCACAACGGGGAGCUGCGGAUCCUGAGCGUCUACGGAAAAGGGGAGGGCCCACUGGCGGUGGAUGGUUUGUGGAUGGUUUCUCCCAACAAUGCCAAGAUGAUGGUACACAUGAGGACCCGACCAAACAAGAAGCCGUACGGGUGCGGCCAAUGCAAGAAGCGCUACAUACGGGAAGACUUCCUGAAGAUCCACAUGAGGACUUGCUCUCGGGAGAAGCCCUACAGCUGUGAACAAUGCACGAAGAGCUUCAGUCAGAAAGAAAAGCUGAAGAGCCACAUGAGGACUCAAACCGGGGAGAAACCCAACAGCUGUGACCAAUGCACGAAGAGCUUCAGUGAGCUAAACGUACUGAAGAGCCACAUGAGGACUCACACCGACGAGAAGCCCUACGGGUGCGACCAAUGCAUCAAGCGCUACAGAUGGAAAGAUUCCCUGAGGAUCCAUAAAAUGACUCACUCCGGGGAGAAGCCCUACAGCUGUGACCAAUGCACAAAGAGCUUUAGUCAGCAACACGAACUGAAGAACCACAUGAGGACCCACACCGGUGAGAAGCCCUACAGCUGUGACCAAUGCACGAAGAGCUUCAGUCAGCUAAACGUACUGAAGAACCACAUGAGGACUCAUACCGACGAGAAGCCCUACGGGUGCGACCAAUGCAUCAAGCGCUACAGAUGGAAAGAUUCCCUGAGGAUCCAUAAAAUGACUCACUCCGGGGAGAAGCCCUACAGCUGUGACCAAUGCACGAAGCGCUUCAGCCAUAGCUCGUCCCUGAAGAUCCACAUGAGAACGCACUCCGGGGAGAAGCCCUACAGCUGUGACCAAUGCACUAAGAGCUUCAGUGAUCUAAACGUACUGAAGAGCCACAUGAGGACUCACACCGACGAGAAGCCCUACGGGUGCGACCAAUGCAUCAAGCGCUACAGAUGGAAAGAUUCCCUGAGGAUCCAUAAAAUGACUCAUUCCGGGGAGAAGCCCUACAGCUGUGACCAAUGCACGAAGAGCUUCAGUCUGCAAAAAGUACUGAAGAGCCACAUGAAGACUCACACUGGGGAGAAACCCUACAGCUGUGACCAAUGCACUAAGAGCUUCAGUGAGCUAAACGUACUGAAGAGCCACAUGAGGACUCACACCGACGAGAAGCCCUACGGGUGCGACCAAUGCAUCAAGCGCUACAGAUGGAAAGAUUCCCUGAGGAUCCAUAAAAUGACUCACUCCGGGGAGAAGCCCUACAGCUGUGACCAAUGCACGAAGAGCUUCAGUCAAAGUAACGAACUGAAGAGCCACAUGAGGACUCACACCGGUGAGAAGCCCUACGGAUGUGACCAAUGCACGAAGCGCUUCAGUGAAAGUGGAAACCUGAAGACCCACAUGAGGAGUCACACCGGCGAGAAGCCCUACGGGUGUGACCAAUGCACGAAGCGCUUCAGUUCGAAAGGCAUUCUGAAGAUCCACAUUAGGACUCACACCGGCGAGAAGCCCUACAGGUGUGACCAAUGCACGAAGCGCUUCAGUUCGAAAGGCAUGCUGAAGAUCCACAUUAGGACUCACACCGGCGAGAAGCCCUACAGGUGUGACCAAUGCACGAAGCGCUUCAGCCAGAGCUCGUCCCUGAACGUCCACAUGAGGACUCACACCGACGAGAAGCCCUACGGGUGUGACCAAUGCACGAAGCGCUUCAGUUCGAAAGGCAUGCUGAAGAUCCACAUUAGGACUCACACCGGCGAGAAGCCCUACAGUUGCGACCAAUGCACAAAGCGCUUCGCUCGGCAUGACACCCUGAACUUCCACAUGAAGACUCACACCGGCGAGAAGUUUAAUUUCUAACGCAAGGUUAGUUUUAUUUCUAACAUUAUGGGAAUCAGGCCCUUUGUCCAAAAUUCCAAACUACCACUUCAAAGGGAUUAUUUGACGCCUGUAUCCAGGUGCUUUUUUUUUUCAUCAUGAUUAAACGCUUUCCAACUUUGAUUCGCCAUGUUUUUAUUUUUGAGAAAUUAUGUCUGUGAUGAAGAAUGACUUAGUUCUCGGACACUUCUGACUGCAAAACAUUUGAUUUAUUUUUAGAGCUUAAUCAUGGGAAGAAACAGGCAGCAAAUUGACCAAGCAUUUGUUCAGUAAGUUGCAAAUGCAAACUAUCUUAAUGCCUUUUAAUUCGAGGGGACGGGAGGUAUCUCUAGGUCCAAGGAGAAUGUAUAUAAAUUACUUUAAAUUGAUUAAUUAUAUAAACAGGGUUCAUGUCAUUUGUAUACAAUUGUAUAUUGAAGUUACGUUUUGAUAUUUCCACAACUAUGUCAUUACCUCUACCUUGGUUAUUAGAGAAAGCCUGCAAAGUUCACCUGUGAAAUAGACUGCAAUUAAACCCCACAUUAUACAUGAUUGUGUUCAUUUCACUAACCUUUUGUCAUGUCCUUAAUGCCAACUACCUCUUGUUUUGACUUUCUAAUUGCUGUCUUUCUACUGCCAUUAUUUUCUAAUUCAUAUCUUGUACCACAAUAGGCAAUCGUGGUUGAAGAGGAUCCACUUAAAAAGGUCCCUGGUUAAAUGUCUAGAUCUCAGUGAUGCUUGAGUCAGUUCAUGCAGGUCCUCCUAGAGUGCAGCAUUAUUCUAAUGGGACAGAGUCGGAAGAUUCCUAGCAUUGGUCACCCUUCACUCCUUGUUUGCCGUGGCGGCUG